Molecule: messenger RNA, 1721 nt
Organism: Octopus bimaculoides (California two-spot octopus)
Lineage: Eukaryota; Metazoa; Mollusca; Cephalopoda; Octopoda; Octopodidae
Cellular component (GO): extracellular region
Molecular function (GO): chitin binding
Source: RefSeq, a predicted model, not a curated record
CUACAUAGCGACGACAAGCGCGAAUGCAAUAAGCAAUACAACCACCACUAACAACAGCCAGCGCCACUACUACCACCGCGCCCACCACAACUAUCACUAUGCCCACCACCACUACCACCAAGAACAGCAAUAACAACUGAAACAACAACAAUAAUAGCCAUACUGACUGUUGUUACAAACCAACGAAAGGCCAACAGCACUGACCACCAUAAACAACAGUUGCUGCUGCGACUACUACUACUACAACCAAUACCACUCUGACCACUACAAAGAACAGUGACCACCACAAACAAACAAGACGACAAAUACAACGACAACAGUUGCGACCAGAAUUAGACUGGCCAGAAUUAGAGGAUCACGAAGCGUUCUGGCUUCCACGGACAGCAAUCACAACAGUACUGACCCACACCAGAUAACAACAGCAGCCAAAGUACAUUGCCUAUUGCAAAUGACGACAACAAUUGCGACAACUAUAGUGACCACCUCAAAAGGGAACUACAAUCACACAGAAGACCUUCUCAAACAGGAACAAUAACUGUAGCAAGAACCAUUCCGGCCAUCUCGGACGGCAAUCACAGAAUUGACCACUACGAAUAACAAUAAUAUUAACCAAAUACCGCAUUGAGCGUUGCAAACAACAGUAACAGCUGCAAGGACCAUUCUGAUCGCCACGGACAGUAAUCGCGCCAACACUGACCACCUCAAAUAACAGCAGUUGCCAAAAUUUACUAGACCACUAAAAAAAAAACAACUACAGCAAAAUAUCAUUCCCACCACAACCACCACCACCACUACCAUCAACAACAACAACAACAAUAACUCGAACAGCAACGACAACAACUACUACAGCAACGACAAUAGCUACGACAGCAACAACUAAAACUAGAACACUACCAAGAACAACAAUAUCGACAGCCCCAACGACAAUUAUUACGUUUAUUAAAUCCGUCAUAAUGAAAGCCGUGGCUACUGUUUUAACAUGUUGGAGCAUAAUGUCUCUGUUGAUGUUGUGUGUAGCUGACAGGGCCCCUGCAAACCCUUGUAUGUUUGUCGCCAACCAAACCAUAUUUCUAGCCGACCCCGAUGGUAACUGUUCUACCUUCUAUGUCUGUUCAAAUGGUCACUCACUUCAGCUUUCAUGCCAACCGGCCGGGGUCUGGAACGAAGAAACUUCGGCCUGCGUACCCCGAUAUUCAGUAUUCGACCACUGCAGCCGGAAGCAUACAGAUGAAGCUGUCUUCUGUGAGGAAGGCCUGAACGGCACCAAUCCCUACCAAGACAACUGUGCUCAUUAUUUCGAUUGCCAUCCGAUAUCUUCAAAUGGGGGCCGCCUGUUGAAACGUUCGGGUGAGUGCCCUUAUCCAAUGUUGUUCAACAGCGGCACUCGGAGAUGUGAGCCUUAUCGAUUUGUGCAGUGUGGUCCACGCUAUGAACCAACCGAACCAUGUGAAUAUUUGUCAAACCGCUGUCAAAUGGAAAAGAACUGUGAGCCUUGUCAGCAACGGUUCCCGUCUUGCACUCAGCUUGACGAUGGAUUACAACCUUGGACCGGACAACUUUGGACAUCGAAGUUCAUGACCUGCAAAGACCAACGUGUGCUCUACAGGGGUGACUGCCCAUCACCUAAUCUGCCUGGUAUCCAGAGUAUUUUCCACCCGACAUUGAAAAUUUGUGUCUCUGUUAAAGUGACUGAAUAAAGUAUUACCUUUGAUCGUUUCAUA